AUGCUUUCUUUCAAGAUCACCACAGCUUUGAUUGCUACUGCUCUGCUUAACUUUGCAACUGCUCAAUAUUCCAUUGACCCCUCAAGUGUUCCAUUGGCUACUCGUAAAUCAUGGUGCCAAUCUCAAACACAAACUUGUCCAUCUCUCUGCUUGCAAAAUGGUGGAAAUGAUUCAAGCACCGAGACUAACACUUGUGAUCCCGAUACCCUCAACUAUGCAUGUAUUUGCGGCAACGGUCUCUCUCCAAAUGCAUCCGAAUAUUCUCUAACCCUUCCUUACUUCAUCUGUACUCAAUACGCCACCAACUGCGUCGCUGCCUGUAACGGAGACAAUAACUGCCAAGCAGCCUGCAGAGAUGACCAUCCAUGCGGAGCUCAAAACCCAACUCGUGUCAAUACCACCAGCAGUGCCACUCAAAGUUCAACCGGUACAGCAGGAGCAUCUAGCACAAACCAAGUUGCAUAUACAGGAUUAGGUGGAUCAUCUUCAACAUCUACUCCUAAGAGCGGUGCUGCUCAGAUGACUAUGGAUUUUGGAAAAUCAUAUGGUUUGGCUGUUAUUUUUGCCGGCGUUUUUGCGGGUUUUACUUUGGUCAUGUAG
Molecule: messenger RNA, 600 nt
Organism: Sclerotinia sclerotiorum 1980 UF-70
Lineage: Eukaryota; Fungi; Ascomycota; Leotiomycetes; Helotiales; Sclerotiniaceae
Exons: 3
Coding region: 1-600 (199 amino acids)
Source: RefSeq, a predicted model, not a curated record